GGGGCCGCACUGCGCCGCCCGCCGCUCGCCCGCCAGCCGCCGGCGCCGGCACCGCCGCCCAGCGGUCUGGCCGCGGCGGCUCAGAGCGCGGCUGCGGCGGGCGCGGGCGCCGGCGGCACCCUCCCGUCCGUCUGUCCUGGGAGCUUCGCCUGCGCGCCGACCCGCGGGGGGCCAGCAAGCUUUCCGGCCCGCAGCGGGGGCGGGGACGCCAGGCCAGCGGCCCCUCCGACCCCCACGGUGGUCGGCCCCAGGCCCAUGCCGUGAGACCGGGAGGCGCCGCCAGCAUGCCGUGGGACACGCGGCGGCCUGGGGGCGGCGCGAACGGCGGGCCUGAGGGCGCGGGCGCAGCGCGCUCGCGGGCGCAGAAGCAGUGUCGCAAGUCGUCGUUCGCUUUCUACCAGGCCGUUCGCGACCUGCUGCCCGUGUGGCUGCUGGAGGACAUGCGCGCUAGCGAGGCCUUCCACUGGGACGAGCGCGGGCGCGCCGCCGCCUACUCGCCGUCGGAGGCGCUGCUCUACGCCCUCGUGCACGACCACCAGGCGUAUGCGCACUACCUACUGGCCACGUUCCCGCGGUGCGCGCUCGCGCCGCCCAGCGCCGGCUUCCGCUGCUGCGCGGCGCCCGGGCCGCACGUGGCGCUGGCCGUGCGCUACAACCGUGUGGGCAUCCUGCGCCGCAUUCUGCGCACCGUGCGCGACUUCCCGGCCGAGGAGCGCGCGCGCCUGCUCGACCGGCGAGGCUGUAGCCGCGUGGAGGGCGGCGGCACGUCGCUGCACGUGGCCUGCGAGCUGGCGCGCCCCGAGUGCCUCUUCCUGCUGCUCGGCCACGGCGCCUCGCCCGGCCUGCGCGACGGCGGCGGCCUCACGCCGCUCGAGCUGCUGCUGCGUCAGCUGGGCCGUGAUGCCGGGGCCGCCCCCGCUGUCGGGGCGCCAGCGCUCGGGGAGCCGCGCCAGCGCCGCCUGCUGCUGCUUGACUUACUGGCGCUGUACACGCCGGCGGACGCAGCCGGCCCGGCCCGCCGCGAGCUGCUGGGCGACCGGCCGCGCUGGCAGCGGCUGCUGGGCGAGGACAAGUUCCAGUGGCUGGCGGGCCUGGCGCCACCCUCGCUCUUCGCGCGCGCCAUGCAGGUGCUGGUCACCGCCAUCUCGCCCGGCCGCUUCCCCGAGGCCCUGGACGAGCUGCCGCUGCCGCCCUUCCUACAGCCACUGGACCUCACGGGCAAGGGCUAGACUGCGGGGGCACCCCGUGUGCUGGAUUUUUGGAGAAUACUAUUUUUCAGAGCGUUGUACCCGGCACUUUACAUAUAUUGUUCUCUGGACAGCAGAA
Orcinus orca (killer whale) is the source of this 1326-nucleotide messenger RNA. RefSeq names its product ankyrin repeat domain 9 (gene ANKRD9). The coding region runs from base 285 to 1229 and encodes 314 amino acids. NCBI's taxonomy places the organism in Eukaryota, Metazoa, Chordata, Mammalia, Artiodactyla, Delphinidae. Gene Ontology annotation, molecular function: protein binding. The transcript has 2 exons. The record is from RefSeq and is a predicted model, not a curated record.